This is a messenger RNA of Eriocheir sinensis (Chinese mitten crab), 9149 nucleotides long. RefSeq lists its product as uncharacterized. Bases 409 to 4050 code for a protein of 1213 amino acids. The record is from RefSeq and is a predicted model, not a curated record. Gene Ontology annotation, biological process: regulation of transcription by RNA polymerase II. NCBI's taxonomy places the organism in Eukaryota, Metazoa, Arthropoda, Malacostraca, Decapoda, Varunidae. The transcript is spliced from 5 exons. Gene Ontology annotation, molecular function: DNA-binding transcription factor activity; RNA polymerase II cis-regulatory region sequence-specific DNA binding.
GCCCCCGCUCCUCCGCGCUGCUCGGCCAAACAAAGAUACCCACCCGUGAGCACCUAUUAUUUUCAAAGUAUUCCUGCCGCAACCCCGCCCCGCCCCCGACCCGUGUGAUGACAGGGCCCAUGACUUGAUGAAGAGUAUGGUAUAUGCAGCCAACCUUCCUCCUGAGUGGUCCAAGCAGUGUUACCAGUUCCCUGCUGUGCCUCUCAAACCAGUGUGUUGCACAGACCAGACCCACCACACACGCUGAUGGCAUUGCUCUGCACUCGCUUAUCAACACCAAGUGGGCUUGCCUCAGGCUGAGACUGGCUGGGACUUCCUCAUGCUGUGAGGCAAAGGAUUCCCAGGAGCAGAACUGAUUGGCACAACAGAAGAAACAAAAAUAGAAGCAAGAACAGAACACAUUCAUUGAUGGCAAGUGAACCAUUUGACGCCACUGCCUCAAUGCUGGAGAGCGUUGGCGGCAGCGGGGGCAGCAGUGCCAGCAUGGCCCUCCCUCCUAACUCAGUCAACAUGAACACAGUGUACAUGGACCACCUGGUGCAGGUGGGGCAGACAGGCCACACUACUUGGUAUGAUUACAAUACCUUUAACAACCUGCUGGUCACCCCCACCAUGCAGGCACCACAGCUUGCCAUGCCUCAGCCCCAGCACCACAUUCAAGAGGUGGUCACAGUGGCUCCGCCUCGUCCUAAGCAACCCACACCCCGCCCCAAGCCCAGAUCUGUGGCCUCAGAGCGUACAUACUAUUGUGACAUAUGUGGUGCCUCCUUCUCCAACUCCUCCAACCUGAAGUCUCAUGCCAGAAUCCACUCAGGAGAACGUCCUUACGUGUGUGAGGAAUGCGGUGCAUCUUUUGUCCAGAGUUCCAACCUCAAGGCACACAAACGUACGCACACAGGUGAGAGGCCCUACAUGUGCUCAGAAUGUGGCCAGACAUUUUCACGUUCUUCCCACCUUACAGGGCACAAGAGAACCCACACAGGCGAACGACCAUACAUCUGCGGAAUCUGUCAAGACUCGUUUGUAACGAGCACUCACCUGAGAAAUCACAUGCGGAAGCACACUGGGGAGAGGCCAUUUGCAUGUGAUGUAUGUGAGGCAGCUUUUGCACAAAAUGCCUCUCUGCAAAUCCACCUUCGCAUCCAUACUGGUGAAAGGCCAUAUAAGUGUACUGACUGUGCUGCGGCAUUUCGCUCCAAAGGGGACCUGAGGAGCCACCGCAAGCUCCACACAGAUGAGAGGCCUUUUGGGUGUUUCAGGUGUGGGAAGGUUUUCAAAACAAACCAGUAUUUACAGAAGCACCUCAAGAAGUGUGGUGCUCCUCCCACGGGCAGAAAGAGAGGACGUCCACGUAAAAUAAUCACAGCAGACUCUAUGAUCUCCAGUGGGUCCAAGAGGACAGUGACCAAAGGCAGUCGAAGCAAGAGCAAAGGCAAGACCAAGAAGGCGCGACCCAGGGCCAGGCCAACGCGUGUCACCCGUCACACAAAGGUCGAUGAGCAGGGCCAGAUCAUCCAUGAGGAAGACUUUGAGGAUGACGCGAAUGAAGCUCCAGAAGAUGUAAUGUCCUCUGGGAAGGUGGCCAACGGGGAAGUGAUCAAGGAACCACCACUGAGCUCAGAACCAAUGCAACAGCAGCACCAGGAGCAAGAGAAACAACAACAAAGUGUGGAAAGUCAAACUGUACCAUCUGUACCAGUUAACCUGGAGCAGGACACUGAGGAGGAGUUGCCAGACCUAAAGAUGUCAGUAGAGAGCUUUGAUGACAUCACAAGCAAUGGCAUUGACGAUGUGCCAGAUGUGGACCAGACUUUGCAUAUUUCACAUGUGGAGCACAUUGAACAUAUGCCCAUUGAGGCGAUGGAGCGUGUUGUGCAAGCUACUCAUUACAUAGACCCCAAAGGCCUUAAGUCCUGCGCACGCCAGGCCGGGACCAUGGACCAGCUCGGGGGUCAGUCAGUGGCCCAGGCUGCCACAGUACAGCCGACGGUCUGGUACAACUACGGCACCUGGGGAGAGCUGGUGAACCAUCCCGUGCAGGUCCAGGUGGCUGUACCCACUGUGCAGAUGGUGGCAGCUCCUUCACAGACCCCAUCGCCGACCCCUACCCCUGUUCCGACACCUGUGCAUGAGCCGGUAACAGUCAUGGUUGGCCUCACAUCAUCUAAGCAGGUCGCUAAGAAGUCCAAGAAAAUACCAACUGAAAACCAGGAGCGGAACUUCCAUUGUGAGCAGUGUGGUUCGGCCUUCACCAACAGUUCAAACCUGCGUAGCCACAUGCGAAUCCACUCUGGGGUGAGGCCGUACGUGUGUAUGGUGUGUGGCAAAUCCUUCAUCCAGAGCUCCAACCUGAAGGCCCACAAGCGAGUCCACACUGGAGAGCGUCCGUACCAGUGCUCCGAGUGUGGGCAGACAUUUUCCCGUUCCUCGCAUCUAGUUGGCCACAAACGCACACACACGGGAGAGCGGCCGUACAUCUGUGGCAUCUGUGGGGAGGCCUUCUUCACCUCCUCCCACCUGAGGAAUCAUGUACGCCGACACACUGGGGAGAAACCAUACGUGUGUCAGUUCUGUGGGGAUGCUUUCGGGCAGAGUGUCGAGCUGCGAGUUCACGUCCGUCACCACACCGGGGAGAAACCGUUCAACUGCCGGGAAUGUGAGACAGCCUUCGUGUCCGCCCGGGAGCUCAAGGCCCACCGCAAGACGCACCAUCUAGGGUCAAAGCCGUUCAAGUGUGAGCAGUGUGACCGGUGUUUCCGCACCCCAACCUUCCUCAGCAAACAUCAAGUGAGGUGCAAAGGCCCUCGACCCAAGAGACCGAAGGGAAGGCCCCGCAAGUACCCCAGGAUGGACGGAGAAGAGCCACCAUGGAAGAAGCCCAAGAAGCGGAAAACCAAACUACCGGCAGCCCCAACAGAUAGAGUUUGUCGUUCGGCCACGAGAGCGAUACGCAUUGCUCAGAUGAAGAAAGAAGAGGACGAGGUGAAAGAUGAAGAGGGGCAGAAUGAGGGCCAAGAGAAGGAAGACAGUCCACAGAAGAAAGCUGUGCACAGUCGAAGUCAUAAAGGUCGAAAAGAGCCAGAAACAAUUGAUGUGGAUUUGGGGGAUAUUUCUACCCUGAAGGCUGAAAGGUUGGUGUCUGAGGAGCACAUGUCCCAGCUUCCAAUGGUUCCUGUAGUACAAGUAAUGUUAGACAACCUUGGCCAGGGAGGUGAUGGCCUGGACCCCACUCAGCAGCAGACCAUUGUGCUUCAGUCCACGCCUUCAGGCAUGCAGACCAUCCAGAUGGCGGCUGGGCAGAACCAGCAACAGAUUGGCGUGAUAGACCUCUCAGGCCAACACCUGCACCAGGACGACCACCAGCAGGUGGACUCGGUGCCCCAUGGCCUCACAAUGGUCACCUCACACCUGCCUAUAACAUCAAACGACACCCAUCACCUCCCAGUCAUCUCAGCACACCAGGUGGCGGCCUCAAGUCACCAACAGUCACCAGUCGUGUCAGCCCACCAGCAGCUGCCAGUUGUCAAUGCCCACCAGCACCACUCAUUAUCUGUCAUGGCAGCUCAUCAGCAGGUGCCUAGCACACUGGCCCACAAGCAAGGCCUAAGUAGUCACCAGUUACCUGCAGUCACAGCUCACCAGCAGGUUGUCACCUCCCACCAGCAGCAACCCGUUGUGUCUGCUCACCAGCAAACACUCAACAGCCACCAGCAAGUCCUUGUUGUGUCAGCUCACCGCCAGACUGUUGGGAAUCACCAGCAGCUACCUGUGGUGUCAGCCCACCAGCAGAGCGGCAGCACCCACCAGCAGGCAGCGGUGUCGGCCCACCAGACAGUGCCAGUAUUAGCAGCUCACCAGCAAGGUCUUGUUGUAUCUGCCCACCAAGUGCCUGUUGUGUCCACCUCCAAAGAGGAGGACAUCGAUACCAGCUCCCAGAUUAUCUAUGGGUCUGGACAGCCUUACGUGGUGGAUCUCUCCAGCCCGGCCCUCACCUCACAAGUCCCCCUGGUUAGCCAAACGGUGACAUCGCCUCAGUUCACCAGACCCUAGCCUGGUGAUGGGGUGAGGCUCUAGCCCCUUCCGGCUAGGUUUGUGUGUACUUUACUUAUCUCUUUAGGAAUACUUCUUGGCAUUAUACUACAUUGUGUUAUAACAUUGAUGCUGUGAAAUGCAGUUUUCCUUUUUAUAGGGAAACAUUGUUGGUAAGAAUACUUGUGCCAGUGUUAUGAGAGGGGGAGGGUGGUGAGUCAGUGCAAGGCUUUCCACACUUAGAGGACUCAGAAGUGCCAAAUUGAAACAUUGUUGUUAGUGAAGAUUUAAAGAGAGAGUAAACCAACACAUGGUAAUAAUUGAUUCAUCUUUGCAAGACAUGAACAGCUCUGCUAGGAGAGGAGCACAAACUUCCUUCAAUAUUUAAACAUGCACAUAUAUAAGCUGAAUUUAUGCACCUUAAUAAGUAAAUUUAGUCAUCAACAGGAGCUCGAAGAUCGGAUUAUGUAGUUCUCAGAGUUCAUAAUGGUGGUAAAGAGAUUCUGGAUCAUAUUGCAUAUUAUGUUAAUAUGCCUGAUUCCUGCAAUACAUAUUAUACUUCCUUUCUCACAUAUAGAUAAGGUGUAAAGCCAUGGUGUUCUCAUCGUGUGUGGGUUACAUUGGUCAGUUUACAUGCACUCUGAUAAUUAGUACUCAAGAGGGAAAAAAUUCUGGAAAUAUGUGUAAAAAUAAGUACCAUAGUUAUGAAUAUUUUGUAUUUUGACAGUAGCUCUCUUAUAUACCUCAAGUCAAUAUUUCAGGACACUUUCUGUUUCUAAAAUGAGUACUAAUUAGAAGAGUGCGUACAUGUUGGCAGAGCUACUCCGGCUGAGACAUGCAUUAUCCACGGCUUUAGUACAGUAAUAAGGGUUGCAUUGAUGAGGUAAUAAUUCUAUGCAGUCAGAAUAUGUUGUUAUUAUCAGAAUUACUGAGCUGCAGCAACAUUGAGUGACCCGGUGUGGCUCCCUGUACAGGCUGGCUGCAGUGGUGUGACUGGUGGCAUGGAAGGUUUCAUUCCCCUGGUGGGUGGCUUUUGAAGCCUGUAUUGUCUGCCACCCUUCAAACUGUGAUCUUAUGAUGUACCGGUACUCUGCAGCUUCACAAAAGUACUUUCCUACACCAUGAUGACGUACACACAACACAUGCAUUGCAUUAACCCGGUAGCAGCGACGGGCCAAAUUUGUGGCUUUACCGUGUAGCAGCGACAGGCCAAAUUUGUGGCUUUACCGUGUAGCAGCGAUGGGCCAAAUUUGUGCCAUGAUAUAAACCCCCCAAAAUAGAUGAUACAUAAUCUGACCACAAAUGCUUUGAUAUAUAUUAUGAAAUGGUUUGUGUGAGGGGUGAUUUUUUCUCAUUUUUCUCGCUUGGAGGGACCAUUAAGAAACAUGAUCCCCGCUGCUACUGGGUUAAUUAUGCCAGGACACCAUAUCAUAUCUUAGUGCUCCCUACACAUCAUCACGCACCACCACACCACACCAAACUUCACUACACUCUCAUAAACAACAACUACACCACUUAUACAAAAUGUCAUGCAGCUCUACAUCAUAUCCGUACAUACACAGCUUUCUUGGAAACCUAUAUCAUGCCAAAUCACUGUUGCACUGUACAACUACAUAUUUCUUCAUGCACAGCCACACCACUACACUACCACAAAUUACACCACCACCACCACCUCAGUCCCCAUCCCCAGGCAUACAGGUGUGUGUCACAGUCUACAGGGAAAGCCUUGUACAGGAAUUGGAAUGAAAUGCAAGAAGGCAGUUAAGGUAUAAUGAGUUGGCAAUCUUACCCUUAGGUUAAACUACAGAUAAAAUAAGCUUAUGUAUUGAGGCUAGAUAUUUACAUUGUCCUAUUUUUCUUUAACACUUAAUCUACUAGUAUUUUAUAAAACAUUCAAAUGCCUUAUAUUUUAUGUUUGAUGUUGCAUAAAUGAAAAUAUUCUAUACCAGUAGAUCAAAGCUUAUUAUUUUUCACAAGUGAUUAACAGUUUUCCAUUCAGUAGGAUAAUACAGAAGAUGAGGGCACCGUGAUGAGUGUGGGAGGACUGCAUCUGAGCCAUAGAAUAGGAGACUUUGGCUACUUCAUCACAGGUCCAUGUUUCAAAUGAGUUAUGCGAGGUUCAAAUUGAUACUGAUACAAUAGUGUUUUUUUAAGCUCUAGGUACUAUAAGAUCCUUACAAUACCCAUAUAUCUAUAUCUUCGACACCUUGCUACCUCAUGAAAACUUCCCUCUAGGGGGUGGCCAUGGCAGAAGUGUUUCCAUCUCUCCCUGUUCUGGCACUCCCUCUCACCACGCUCUAUCCUGCUACUUCCAACUCUCUCGCCCUAUCGAUUCACUUCACAGCUGGUCUUCCCCUGACACUCUCUCCCUCAAUCCCUCCCUCGUACACUCCCUUCACAAGUUCAUUCUCCCCAUUCUCAUCACGUGACAAUACCUAGAGUGCAAAAAAUCAUAUUAUCUGCAUCAUUUUGAAAUUUUGCACAGCUCUUUUGGUAACAGUGUGAUGUCGCUGAUGAAGCUGGCCAAACUCUCCUACUCUUUGAUUCUGGGUUGUGUGUUAGUAGCAAUCACAACAAAGUAAAAAGUUGUAUAUUUUUGGAACCUGAACUUCCUUAUAUUUGCAAGUCAGUAUUGUCUUUAGAUUAUAAUGUUAAAGUCUAAUGAAGUGUAUUCUGUAAUGGUACGUUAUUGUACUGCUGUGUCAAAUAUAAUCACAUCAUUUAGUUUGUUAAGACUUGAUAGUUCUAUAAUGUUAAGGUUGAGCAUUUUACACACACACACACACACACACACACACACACACACACACACACACACACACACUGAAAUAUAAACAAAGCUUAUUUGAAUGAAAGUAUGUAUAAUAUAUAUGUAAUUAUAUGUUUUAUUUACUUAUUAUAUCAAAGAACUUUAUACACAAAUACUGAUGUACAGGACAAAACUGUCAUAACUGAAACUCAUUAAGUAGUGAACGUACUUAAUAUGGUCUGUUGAUAAUGUGGAUUGUAAAUUUCACAGGAAGUUGAAACCAAGGCAGAGAUUGUUAAAAAAAUAUUCUGAUUGUGUGUCAACAUUGAGGAUGCAUUCUGUUAUAUAUCAAUCACUCCUCUGUUGGGUGCAUUAGGAACAUUCUCUCUCUCUCUCUCUCUCUCUCUCUCUCUCUCUCUCUCUGUUUAUCUGUACAAAAGUGGUAUUAAUGGAAGCCAAAUUUAAUCUUUUUAUUUACCAAGAACCAAAAUUCUGUACUUGGUUUGUGAUUGGAGCGUCAAGGAAGUGGUAGCAUUCUCUUGUAGCCCAGACACACCUCAUGGGUCUUGCUUCUCAGUUUUGUGCAUAUUUGACACCCUCCAUUAUUUUACUUUAGAGGCACUUUUAAGUAUAUUUUUCAUAAUAAUAGUUUUUAGGCUUUAUUAAGAGUGGCCAUCCUCCUCACCUUUUUGGUAAUGAAUGGUUUAUAAUGACAUGGCAAUUAUUUUUUUAAGUUGCAUUUGUGUGUCAAGAUGAAGCCAUUGUGAAUCUCUUUUUGUGAUGUGACGAUCGGACAAUUCAGAGUUUAGGUUUCGGGAAGACUCGUUGUUUUAUCGGAGACGCUAAUGUGGCCUGUUCUGGGCAGGCGUCUGUGUUCUUAAGAAGUUUCUGCUACAUUUUAAUUCCUAGUUAUUGAAGCAUUGCUGAGAUACACUGAAUAUAUAUGUGUUCAGUUCUAUACUCAGAUACUUACUAUAUAUAUGCACAGUUACAGGUGUAUGAAGAGAAUAUACAUAUGUGUGUGUGAGAGGGAGAGAGAGAGAGAGAGAUAUUAAAACAUACUUACCCACACUAAUACUACACAUAAUAUAACAAUGUAUAACAGUUAUCUACUCUGGUCUGGAAUGUGCUGUUUAAGGUAGCAUUUCUGUCAGAUUCAAAUGGGCAUUAGUACUGUUUAUUGAGGCUACGAGUCCUUGAAAAUAAUAGAAGGCAAGAGACGCAGUGUGAGUCAGUUAAAUAUAGUGGUAAUAAUGGUGUGACAUGGGCAUGUGGAAUGUAUGGGAAUGUGCUUUUGGGUAUGGGAGAUAAGAGUGAUGAUAUGGCUAUGGUGUGGAAGGUAUGGGAGGGGUAUAGUGAUGAUAUGGCUAUGUUGUAGAAUGUAUGGGAUGUGGUUUUGGGUAUGGGAUGUGUAUGGUGGUGUGCAAUGUAUGGAGAUGUGGCUGCAGUUUUGGAUAUGGAAGGUACAUGGUGGUGUGACAUGGGUGUGGAACAUAUGGGGAUGUGGAAUGGCAUGUGGGAAGUAUGGUUUGAAUUGUAUGGGGAUGUGACUUGAUGUAUAGUGUGACAUGGAAUGUGCAAUGUAUGGGGAUGUGGCUGGGUGCAUGGGAAGCAUUGUGUGAUGUGGCUGUGGUUUGAACUGUAUUGGGAUGUGACUGGUGUAUGGUGUGACAUGGAGUGUGCAAUGUAUGGGGAUGUGGCUUGGGGUAUGGAAGGUAUGGUGAUGAUGUGGCUAUAGUGUGGAAUGUAUUGGGAUGUGAUUUGACAUAUGAGAUUUGUGUGCAUAGUGAUGUGGCUGUGUUUUGUGAUAUGGCAAGUGUGAUGAUGUGACAUGGAGUGUGCGUAGCCGAGUUUAAAAAAAAAAAAAAGUAUAUUGAGGUGUGGGUUAGAGUAUUCUUGUACGUACAAUCAAUAAUGUGGGAUUCUCAUGUGGUUGGUCGCUGUUGAGGAGAAGAAAGAAAAUGAAAAAGAAAAAAAAGACAAGAAGAAAGAAAAGGAAAAUAGGAAAAACAGAAAAGAAGGAAAAGGGAGUAAAAUAGGAAAUAAAGAAAGAGGAGGAUAAGAAUAUGCAAGAGAUGAAGAUUAAGUUUGGUGUGUGUGUGUGUGUGUGUGUGUGUGUGUGUGUGUGUGUGUGUGUGUGUUGGUUUCUCUUCCCAUCCCAAGACUAAGAAAAGAAUGUGUGACCGUUGACGCAGUUUUUGUGUGCAGGCGGUGUUGGAAAGAUUGUUAAAGGAAUAAAUAAUAGGAAAGAUAAUAAAAAAAGCUGCCAUAUCUUAUUACACUAUGCAGAUGAUUUGAACAUAAGAACAUAAGAAGAACAUAAGAACAUAGGGUUAUUUUGCAUUUGUAAAAUAAAAUUGCAUUGAAUACC